UUACUGGCUAUACAAAUCAUUUUAUUUGGUAAACAUAGCUUUUUUGUGUACAAUAAAUUUUAUAAUUUUAGCCGAUUGUUAUUUGUUGGAUUCCAAUUUACCGUUUGCUACUUUGCUUCUUUUCGACUUAAUGGUAUCCAAGUCAAAAUUAGCUCUAUUAGCUUCAAUAACUGUUACUGCUUCCAUAUUUAUCGGUGUUAAUGUCGCCCAAGAUUUAGAAAAGCGUCGUGUUCGAGCUGCUGUUCUUCAUGAUCUGCAAAGACUCAAAGAAAAAUCAGAUGGAUUGUGAGACCAAAUCUAUCAAUUCUGAUGGAGAUGAUAAAGCUAACUUUGGUGGUGUUGCAAGUCGUGUCCACUUAGACGAAGACACCUUCAAUCAAUUGGACAAGAAAGAAUUAUGGGAAAAAUGGAAAAAGCAGGAAAGUUACAUCGAUUUCUUAGAAAGAAAAGGCGAUUGUAUUGUGCAGCCUGCGAGUGACCAUAGUAGUUUGAAAGAAUACGAAGAAAGACUAAAACAACAACAAAAUGAAGCUUGUAGACGUGAAAACUACCUUUUAUUGAGAUUGACACGGAAGGAACAAGAAAUUACUGAAUACAAGAAUCGCAUUCAAGCAAUGAGAGAAGAAUUAAUACCAUCCGACUCCAGGCUUAAUUCAACCUUAUUAGACCCUGCACUUAAUUUGAUGUUUGAAAAGAUGAAAUCAGAGGUUGCAUCUUCUAAAGAACGAGUCGAACAAAUGCAAAACGAAUUGGCAGCUUGGAAAUUCACAACCGACAGUCAUAUGGGCAAACAACUUAUGGCUAAGUGUCAAUCACUUUACAAAGAAAACGAGGAACUAGGAAAGACCAUUGAAUCUGGGGCAAUUGGUAAAUUAGAAGGAGAAUUAGCUCUACAAAGAAGCUUUGUCGAAGAGAUGAAGAAAAGUCAAAUGGAAACUGAUGAAUUUUUAUUCGAGCUUGAUGAAGAAGUUGAAGGAUUACAGUCAACCAUUUUCCAUCUUAGAAACCAACUUAAGGAAAUAAAAUCUGAAAGUGAUCAAACUGCACCACGUCCAGUUGAACUUACCUCAACGACUUAAUUUAACAACAAAACUUUUAAUUAAAACCAUUCAGUGUUUUAAAUCGAUAAAGAAAAGAGCUGAAUUUCAUAGAGUCUGUAAAUCUUUGUAAUUUGAACACUUCUCUCAUUGUACUCUAGUAAAAUAUUUGUACUCUUUCAUCAUUGGUUGAUGAUCUAAUUAGAUCUAAAA
This is a messenger RNA of Tetranychus urticae (two-spotted spider mite), 1250 nucleotides long. Its product is annotated as Pre-mRNA-splicing regulator female-lethal(2)D. Gene Ontology annotation, biological process: regulation of alternative mRNA splicing, via spliceosome; mRNA modification. NCBI's taxonomy places the organism in Eukaryota, Metazoa, Arthropoda, Arachnida, Trombidiformes, Tetranychidae. Gene Ontology annotation, cellular component: nucleus. The record is from RefSeq and is a predicted model, not a curated record.